AUGGAGGCAUUGGCCCACGGUGCGCACCUAAAGGGAGUCAAGUUCCCCCGCGUCAUCACGUCUCCUCACGAGAUGGUGGCCAUGUGCAUGGCUGAUGGAUUCGCACGUGUCACUGGCCAGCCGCAGUGCGUGCUCGUACACGUUGAUGUUGGCACCCAGAUGUUAGGCUGCGCCAUGCAUAAUGCCUCGGUUGGGCGCUGCCCCGUCAUCGUCUUUGCCGGCCUCUCGCCCUUCACCCUAGACGGCGAGGUCCGCGGGUCCCGCACCGAGUACAUCCACUGGUUGCAGGAUGCGCCGGAUCAGAAGCAAAUUGUGUCGCAGUUCUGCCGGUACACGGCUGAGUUCAAGACUGGCCGCAACAUCAAGCAGAUGGUCAAUCGAGCCAUCCAGUUCGCUACGAGCGACCCCAAGGGUCCCGUCUAUCUCGUCGGGGCACGCGAGGUCAUGGAAGAGGACAUCCCCCCCUACUCUCUCGACCAGUCCGUUUGGGAGAGCAUCUCACCUGUCGCUCUACCUCCGCAGGGAGUUGAGACGAUCGUGUCGGUACUGGCAGCGGCCGAGCAGCCGCUCAUCAUCACAGGCUACUGCGGUCGUAACCAUGCAACCGUGCCGGAGCUCGUCAAACUAGCUGAAAAUAUUCCGGGCGUAGGGGUCCUCGACGUGCUGGGAAGCGACGUGUGCUUCCCUUACAGUCACCGCGCAUCGCUGGGCGUACGCGUGGGCGCUGACCCAAGCAUCGAGACUGCCGACGUCAUCCUCGUACUCGAUUGCGACGUCACCUGGAUCCCGACGCGGUGUCGGCCGCGCCCUGACGCCCAGAUCAUGCAUAUUGACGUCGACCCGCUGAAGCAGAACAUGCCAUUGUAUUACAUACCGGCAUCCCGACGGUAUCGAGCCGACGCCGAGACAGCUCUGCGCCAGCUGAACAAGUACAUCACUGGCCACCCAGAGUACCGUGAUCUCGUGUCCCGGGAGCCAUACGCGUCGCGCUGGGCCGCUCUUGCUGACGCUCAUCGCAAACGCCUCGAGGAGUACGCACUGCGUGCCAUGCCCCCGGCCGACGAUGCCGAGCCGCCAAGCACUUCGCUUCUGUGCGCGAACCUGCGCAAGACGUGUCCGCAGGACACCAUCUACUGCGUCGAGGCAGUAACAAACGCACCUUUCAUCUACGAUCAGCUCCAGGUGGACGAACCAGGCCACCUGCUUAAUUGCGGCGCUGGCGGGCUCGGCUGGUCGGGCGGGGGCACGCUCGGCGUGAAACUUGCAACAGAUUGGCUAGCCGGAGGAACAAACAAGGGUCACUUUGUCUGCGAGAUCGUGGGCGACGGCACCUUCGUAUUCGGCGCCCCGAGCGCGGCGUACUGGAUUGCUGGGAGAUACGGGCUUGCCACGCUAACCGUGGUCUUAAACAAUAAGGUCCACCCCACGGGGUAUGCCUCAAAGUUGGACAACAAAGACCUCAACAUCUCAUUUGACCCCUCGCCAGACUAUGCCGGUAUCGCUAAGGCCGCAGCUGGUGGGAACGCGUGGGCUGCGACUGUGUCCAGUGUCGGGGAACUCGCGAAAUUGCUCCCGGAGGCGGUAGCGCAGGUGCGGAAGGGCAUCCCAGCUAUUCUGGACGUGCGGCUCCAGAGAUCGUGGGUGGAGGGAGAGAGCGUAGCUGGACGGAACAGGCUGAACGGCCAUGGGGCCUAG
Molecule: messenger RNA, 1695 nt
Organism: Scedosporium apiospermum
Lineage: Eukaryota; Fungi; Ascomycota; Sordariomycetes; Microascales; Microascaceae
Product: Thiamine pyrophosphate enzyme
Exons: 3
Coding region: 1-1695 (564 amino acids)
Biological process (GO): L-valine biosynthetic process
Cellular component (GO): mitochondrion; acetolactate synthase complex
Molecular function (GO): acetolactate synthase activity; thiamine pyrophosphate binding; flavin adenine dinucleotide binding
Source: RefSeq, a predicted model, not a curated record